AUGGAAUUUCAUUAUUUUAGUUUGAAAGAUGAGUUAUCGGUCAACAAGAGUUGGGUGUGGCAAUAUGGUAAACGGCAAAGUAAUAGGGCUUUUUGUGAUUUAUGUGAUGAUAAUUCAAAUAAAGAGUUUAGUUGUGCUGGUGGGUCAACAGGAUCGUUCGGAAGACAUUCAAAAGUAAUACAUUAUGUCGGAGGAACUACUCAAAAUCAAAGUAAUGAUAAUGAUUUUGAAUUAGAGGAGUCUAAUACGAUUAUGACACAUGGUUCAUCAUCAUCAUCUUCAAAUAAUUUUAAUACCGAUUGUUCUUCAUCUUCAGAAUUUCGUGAACCACCCCUCAGAUAA
This is a messenger RNA of Macrosiphum euphorbiae (potato aphid), 342 nucleotides long. The record is from the annotation of a GenBank genome assembly. Lineage: Eukaryota; Metazoa; Arthropoda; Insecta; Hemiptera; Aphididae.